This is a messenger RNA of Sciurus carolinensis (gray squirrel), 3110 nucleotides long. It is a transcript of the gene Kif9, whose product is annotated as kinesin family member 9. Lineage: Eukaryota; Metazoa; Chordata; Mammalia; Rodentia; Sciuridae. Gene Ontology annotation, molecular function: ATP binding; microtubule binding; microtubule motor activity. The record is from RefSeq and is a predicted model, not a curated record. Gene Ontology annotation, biological process: microtubule-based movement. The coding region runs from base 496 to 2889 and encodes 797 amino acids. The transcript is spliced from 23 exons.
GAAGCGACCGGUUGCCAUGGCGACUUUGUACACAGCCGGGCUGCAACUCUUGGAGUGUCCAGAUAGCGUGCAGAUCUUGGGUCUCUGCAGUUGGCAGCCGUCACACUCGGGGAGCGCCGCUGCCUCGGGAGCGUAGUGACUGAAGAUGGACCCACACAUGGAGAUUCAGCUACCCUCUGACUUCCAGCCAUGACCAUCACUACCAACCACCAUUCCUUGAGCACCUGCUGUGUGCUGAGCACUGUUCUGGAUAUUGUGGGGGGAUUCAAAAGAGAUAAAAGGCACAUUCCUUGCUCUCAAGCAGCUUGUAAUUUGGGAGCUGAAAUCCACACAAAUGAAGCGACGUAAGAACAGUAACAAGCAGUAUUUCUAUUAAUUUUCUAAAAAACAGUAAGUCUGAAUGAUCCCAUAGUGGCUAGGAAAAGAAGAUCAUGAAAUAGUGAACUGAGGAAUGUAAGAAGUGUACAUACACUCUACAGUAGGCAAAUAUCUAGGAUGGGUACUAGGAAAAAGGUUCAUGCAUUUGUCCGUGUCAAACCCACUGAUGACUUUGCUCAUGAAAUGAUCAGAUAUGGAGAUGACAACAAAAGCAUUGAUAUUCACUUAAAAAAAGAUAUUAGGAGAGGAGUUGUCAAUAAUCAGCAGACAGACUGGUCAUUCAAGCUGGAUGGGGUUCUGCAUGAUGCCUCUCAGGACUUGGUUUAUGAGACAGUUGCAAAGGAUGUGGUUUCUCAGGCCCUCGAUGGCUAUAAUGGCACCAUUAUGUGUUAUGGGCAGACGGGAGCUGGCAAGACAUACACCAUGACGGGGGCCACUGAGAAUUACAAGCACCGGGGGAUCCUCCCUCGUGCUCUGCAGCAGGUUUUUAGGAUGAUUGAAGAGCGCCCCACACAUGCCAUCACUGUGCGCGUUUCCUACUUGGAAAUCUAUAAUGAGAGCCUGUUUGAUCUCCUCUCCACUCUUCCCUAUGUUGGACCUUCCGUCACACCAAUGACCAUCGUGGAAAACCCUCAAGGGGUCUUUAUUAAGGGCUUGUCAGUCCACCUCACAAGUCAGGAGGAGGAUGCGUUCAGUCUCCUUUUUGAGGGAGAGACCAACAGAAUAAUAGCCUCCCACACAAUGAACAAAAACUCAUCCAGGUCUCACUGCAUUUUCACCAUCUACAUGGAGGCCCAUUCCCGGACAUUAUCAGAUGAAAAAUAUGUUACUUCCAAAAUUAACUUAGUGGAUCUGGCAGGCUCAGAGAGGCUGGGGAAGUCUGGGUCCGAGGGUCGAGUCCUAAAGGAAGCCACCUACAUCAACAAGUCGCUGUCCUUCCUGGAGCAGGCCAUCAUUGCCCUUGGGGACCAUAAGCGGGACCACAUUCCUUUCCGACAAUGCAAGCUCACUCAUGCCCUGAAGGACUCCUUAGGGGGAAACUGCAAUAUGGUCCUUGUGACAAACAUCUAUGGAGAAGCUGCCCAGUUAGAAGAAACGUUAUCUUCACUGCGAUUUGCCAGCAGGAUGAAGCUGGUCACCACUGAGCCUUCCAUCAAUGAAAAGUACAAUGCUGAGCGAAUGGUCAAGAACCUGGAGAAGGAGCUGGUAUUGCUCAAGCAGGAGCUGGCUAUCCACGACAGCCUAGCCAACCGCACCCUCGUGACCUAUGACCCCAUGGAUGAAGUCCAGAUUGCUGAGAUCAACUCCCAGGUGCGGAGGUACCUGGAGGGAACACUGGACGAGAUCGAUAUAAUCAACCUCAGACAGAUCCAGGAGGUGUUCAACCAGUUCCGGGUGGUUCUAAGUCAACAGGAACAGGAAGUGGAGGCGGCCUUACGCAGGAAAUACACUCUUAUAGACAAGAAUGAUUUUGCAACCAUUUCUGCUGUCCAGAAGGCAGGGCUUAUGGAUGUUAAUGGCCACCUAGUAGGUGAACCUGAUGGACAAGGCUUUGGACUUGGAAUUGCCCCUUUCUCUACCAAACCUGGGAAGAAAUCUAAGUCCAAGAAGACAGCCAAAGAUCAGCCCAGCUCAUCAGCAAGAAAGGAAGGUGUCAGCAGCCCUGUGAGUGGCAAGGACCUAGAUAUGAUUUCCACCUCCAAGACCCAACUGGUUCCAUCCUCUAAGGAUGGGGAUGUCAAAGACAUGCUUUUGCGGGACCGGGAAACUUCUAGCAUUGAGCCCCUUCCCUCGGAUUCCCCAAAGGAGGAAUCACGCCCACCCAGGCCUAGCACCCCACCCUCCAAGCCAGUGGCCUUUGAGGACUUUAAGAAUGAGCGAGGUAGUGAGAUCAACCGCAUCUUCAAAGAAAAUAAGUCCAUCUUGAACGAACGAAGGAAAAGGGCCAGUGAGACCACACAGCGCAUCAAUGUCAUCAAGCGAGAAAUUGAUGUGACCAAGGAAGCAUUAAAUUUCCAGAAGUCACUACGGGAGAAGCAAGGUGAGUACGAGAACAAGGGGCUAAUGAUCAUCGAUGAAGAGGAAUUCCUGCUGAUUCUGAAGCUCAAAGACCUCAAGAAGCAGUACCGGAGCGAGUACCAGGACCUGCGUGACCUUAGGGCUGAGAUCCAGUACUGCCAGCACCUGGUGGACCAGUGUCGCCACCGCCUGCUCAUGGAAUUUGACAUCUGGUACAAUGAGUCCUUUGUCAUCCCUGAGGACAUGCAGGUAGCACUGAAGCUGGGCACCAACAUCCGGCCAGGCAUGGUGCCUGUCAGCAGGAUUGUGUCUCUGGGAGAAGAUGAUCAGGACAAAUUCAGCCAGCUUCAGCAGACGGUACUACCUGAGGGACCUGAUGCCAUCUCCUUCUACAAUGCCAAAAUCAAGACAGAACAGAAGCAUAAUUACUUGAAAACCAUAAUAGGCCUCCAGCAAGCACAUAAAAAAAUAGUCUCAUCAUCAGUACCUUGAAGUUCCUUCAACUCCAACCUACUUUAAUGGAGCUGCAGAAUCAUCUGGAAGCUCUAACCACUUUGCUUCCAGUCUGUGACCCAGCACAGAGAACACAUAAUGGCUUGCCUGCUAGGAAAGGCAUCGUUCAAAGGACGCCCUUGCUCAUCUCCACAGAACACUUUGGGUUUUAAUUCACUGUCUUAUAUGCAGGGACAGAUAAAAUUACUUUCUAGUUUGGA